UGCAUCCUCUCAUGCUCUUUAAGAAUAAUAGAAUAUUUUGAUUGUCUGUCUGCGGUCCGUUACAUCAUUUGAUCUCCAUGAUCAAGACGGGAUUUCAUCUACAUUUUACUUUAACACAGUCGGUGAUUUGAAGUCAUUGAAAGGUUGUGCCUCGAGUGAUAUUCUUGUUACAAGAAGUAAAACACCUUUUAGUGUUAUCAGCGACUCAUUACUGCAACAAACACGUUGAAGAAACGUUUCGGGGGGAAACGAGACAAAAGCUCAAUAACAAAUAUCGCACCUGAUUAUGAAGAAUAAACACUGACGUGAAGACAUCAAAGACACGUUGAUAAUGGGCACCUGUAUUUUGAGAUGAUUUCUAUUUAAAUCACUAUGCCUCCAGUGACCUCUCAAGAACUGCCACUGAACAUAUAUGUCGUCAUCUUCGGCACCGGGGUACUUGUGUUCAUCUUAAGUCUCAUAUUCUGCUGCUUCUUUAUAAGUAAACUGAGACAUCAGGCUCGGAAUGAGAGAGCUGGUUACAUGAUGGUUGUAUUCAAAGAUGAAACAACACAGUUACAUGGGCAUGGGCUAACAUGUGCCGUUUGCUUAGAGGAUUUCAGGAUAAAAGACGAGCUUGGGGUGUUGCCAUGCCAACAUGCAUUCCACAAAAGGUGUCUGGUGAAGUGGCUUGAAGUGAGAUGUGCUUGUCCUAUGUGUAACAUUCCCAUCAGUGCCACUCUGGGUCAAACACAGAGUCCCAGAAACCUGCUAGAUGAAUUGCUUUAAGUUUUCUAUUUGCCAAAACACCUCUUUCAAUUAAGUUCUCAUAUGGUGGACAUUAUUUCCAAAAAAUCUUGUACAAGCCAAACAAAUGGCUUCUAUUUGAAAGCAGUAUUGUUGUAAAAGAUUAUGUUUGCAGGGUUUUGUAUGUCUGGUUUAAAAUCAGAAUGUUUACAUAAAAUUUUGUGAGUCACUUUGGUGUUUAGCCUUUAAAAGUUAUUAGUCUAUUAAAGUGGGCUGGGUUUGACAGGUCAGACCUGUCACCAAAUGUCAGUGAAUCUCCCUAAUGAAUAUUCAUUAUUUGCACAUUGCAUAGGUUUAGUUGUUACUUGACCUUAUCAGAUUAAACCAAUCUAAUUGAUUUAAUCCUGAAUUAAUCUACAACUAUGCUAUUUGAAAACAGGUUGACUGGGGGAAUAAAACAGAGAUCCCAUUAAAGGAACUGUUGACCCAAAAGUUAAAAUUGAUGUGUAUGACUUUCUUCUGCAGAACACAAUUUAUGAUUUUAAAAGAAUAUUUCAGCUCUGUAGGUCCUGACAAUGCAAGUAAAUGGUGACCAAAUCUUAAGAUCCAAAAAGCACAUAAAGGCAGCAUAAAAGUAAUCCAUACAACUCCAGUGAUUUAAUCCAUGUCUUCAGAAGCAAUCCAAUUGGUUUUAGGUGAGAACAGACAAAAAUAGAAUUUUUCACUGUACAUCUUGCCAUUGCAGUCUCUUGGCACAAUCAUUAUUUCAUGCUCGAUUACACUUCCUAGUGCUUGAUGCAUGCGCAGAGCGCUAGAUGGUGAUGGGAGGUUUAAUCGAGCUUUAAAUUAUGAUCACCAAGGAGACUGUUGAGUUCAAGAUUUACAGUUAAGUUUAUUUUGUGUCUGUUUUCACCCCAAACCGAUUGGAUCGCUUCAGAAGACGUUGAUUAACCCACUGAAGCCAUACAGAUUACUUUUAUAAUGCCUUUAUGUCCUUUUUUUUUUAGCUUUAAAGUUUUGGUCACCUUUCACUUGCAUUAUGAGGAUCUAGAGAGCAGAGAUAUUUAUUUUAAAAAUCUUUGUUAGUGUUCUGCAGAAGGAAGGAAGGAAGUCAUGCACAUCUGGGAUGGCAUGAGGGUGAAUAAAUGAUGAGAAUUACAUUUUGGCCGAACUAUUCCUGUAAUUCACGAUUCUUUUGGUGGUGUUCAUAAUAACAUACUUUUUACCAUUUCUGCAGUAUAUACAGUGCAUUCAGAAAGUAUUCAGACCCCUUCAUUUUUUCAAAUUUUGUUAUGUUGCAGCCUUAUGCUAAAAUGCUUUAAUUUUUUUUUCACAUCAAUUUACACUCCAUACCCCAUAAUGACAAAGCAAAAAACAGAUUUUUGAUAACUUAUGAUAAACUAUAUUCAGUUUAAUAAACUGAAAUACCACACUGACAAGUAUUUAGACUCUUAUUUGAAGCACCAUUGGCAGCGAUUACAAGUCUUUUUGGGUAUGAUGCGACAAGCUUUGCAUACCUACAUUUGGGGAUUUUCUGCAGAUCCUCUCAAUCUCUGUCAGGUUGGAAGGGGACUGUCAGUGGACAGCCAUUUUCAGGUCUCUCCAGAGAUGUUCGAUUGGGUUCAAGUCUGGGCUCUGGUUGGGCCACUCAAGGACAUUCACAGAGUUGUCCCUAAGCCACUGUUGCGUUGUUUUGGCUGUGUGCUUAGGGUCAAUGUCCUGUUGGAAGGUGAAUCUUCGGCCCGGUCUGAGGUCCUGAGCACUCUGGACCAGGUUUUCAUUAAGGAUAUCUCUGUAUUUUGCUGCGUUCGGCUUUCCUUCAACCCUGACCAGUCCCCCAGUCCCUGCCGCUGAAAAACAUCCCCACAGCAUGAUGCUGCCACCACCAUGCUUCACUGUUGGGAUGGUUUUGCGCAGGUGAUGAGCGGUGCCUGGUUUCCUCCAGACAUGACGCUUGGAAUUGAGGCCAAACAGUUCAGUCUUGUUUCUUACAUUCUGAGAGUCCUUUAGGUGCUUUUUUUGCAAAUUCCAAGCAGGUUUUCAUGUGUCUUGAACGGCAGACAGGCUUCCAUCCGGCCACUCCGCCAUAAAACCCAGAUCUGUGGAGUGUUGCAGUGAUGGUUGUCUUUCUGCAAGUUCUCCAGUCUCCACACAUGAUCUCUGGAGCUCAACCAGAGUGACCAUCAGGUUCUUGGUCACCUCUCUUACCAAGGCCCUUCUCCCCCGAUUGCUCAGUUUGGCCGGACGACCAGCAUUAGGAAGAGUCCUGGUUGUUCCAGUCUUCUUCCAUUUAAGAAUUAUGGAGGUCACUGUGCUCUUGAGAACCUUCAUUACAGCCAUUUUUUUUUGUUUUUUUUUGGUAGACUUCCCCAGAUCUGUGCCUCGACACAAUCCGGUCUCUGAGCUCUGCAGGCAGUCCCUUUAACCUCAUGGCUUGUUGUUUGCUCUGAUAUGCAUUUUCAGCUGUGAGACCUUAUAUAGACAGGUGCCUUUCCAAAUCAUGUCAAAUCAAUAGAAUUUGCCACAGGUGUACUCCAAUCAAAGUGUAGAAACAUCUCAAAUAUGAUCAAGAGAAAUGGGAUGCACCUGAGCUAAAUUUCAAAUGUCACAGCAAAGGGUUUGAAUACUUAUGUCAAUGAGAUAUUUCAGUUUUUCUUUAAUAAAUUUGCAAAGUUACCAAAAAUCUGGUUUUUGCUUUGUCAUUAUGGGGUGUGGAGUGUAGAUUGAUGUGAAAAAAAUAAAAUAAAAAGCAUUUUAGCAUAACAUUGAGUCCAAACCAGACAUGACGCCAUGACAAGCGAUAAAAGGUAUCUUUUCCAUGUUAAUCAGAGUUUUUGUCCUAACCAGCCAUGACACACAGCAGGUGACAGGGCUUUCUAUUUUGAAAUGGUUUCUAUUUCUGCAAUGUCACGCCGACCAGCGCAGUCAACAGAUGGGUUUAAAAUUCUUCUUAUUGCAUUAUAUUAAAGUCAGCAUCUCACUAGCUGGUUCACAACAACUUGAGUUUGGCCGAAGGUGUCACACGCCAACCGAAUGUUGUGCUUGAGGUCUCCCUCUCUGAGACCUGCCAGCUCAUUCUGACUUUCACUCUGUCAUGGUGAGAUUGGUGACAACAACAGGAGUACCACGUGAAUAUUAACAAUCAUACAGACUGAAUUAAGGAUGCAAUUCAUAAUGUAACUUUCCCUGUGUAUUGGUAUGAUUGUGCAUUUAUCCCCUCUGGGCUUGCUGUAGAAGGCGUUACAGAGCUUAUGUAAGAAAAGGAGUUAAUUGCAUUCAAUUAACAGACUGUUGUAUCUGUAAUUGCUCCAUUUUCUACAUUUCGUCAAUUAUUCUCAUUAGAGUGUAUUAUCGCGCUGUCGCGUCGCGCCUGGUGUGGACAGACAAAUUGUUUGUCGCUGGAAUCUUAUCGUGUCGUGUCUGGUUAGGACAAGGUGUAAGCCUGCAGCAUAACAAAUGUGAAAAAUGAAGGGGCCUGAAUACUUCUGAAUGCACUGUAGUAUACAUACCACAUACAGUAUAUGAAUUGUCUGUCUUUAUGCACAGAAUAGCCUUCUAGGUUUGACAAAAAGAUCAGUAUGCAGCACAGCACAUCUUCUUUUCCUACUUGAUCAGACUGCAAAAAAAAAAAAAAAAAAAAAAAGUAGCAUUAAGAUUUUAGUAAACUAUCCUAAAAUGACAGUAAAGGGCACAACCUGCUGGUCAUUAGGAAGAAUUGCAGCAGCACGCUGCCAUUUUGGAACCAAAUCAGACUUUAAUGGCCUCUUUGUGAAAGAUUUAUAGGUUACAAAAACACAAGAGCACAAUAAUAAAUGAAAACCUAAAUAUUUCUUUAACAAGUAAGCUGAGCUGUCCUUUCUAAGGUGAAGGAAUACAAAAAUUUAAUGAAAGGAAUCUUAAUCCAUCUUUAAUCCAUGUUUUAACAAAUUAAGAGUCCAGAGGACUGUCAUCAGAAUACAUAAAACAGGACCAUGGCACAUGGAAGCAUAUCAUUCAGGAUAGGAAUGGCAAUAAAAAAAGCAAUCUCUCUAGUAAGGAAUGUGCAUGACUGGAGGAGGGGAAGUGAUAGCAAGAAUUAUAGUUGGCCACAA
Molecule: messenger RNA, 4817 nt
Organism: Myxocyprinus asiaticus (Chinese sucker)
Lineage: Eukaryota; Metazoa; Chordata; Actinopteri; Cypriniformes; Catostomidae
Product: RING finger protein 122-like
Exons: 6
Coding region: 373-768 (131 amino acids)
Source: RefSeq, a predicted model, not a curated record